UUUUUUGAGGCGUCCGCCAUGUCUGACACGAACCUCGUCCUUAACAGCAAGCGUGCUGCAGAGGGACUCGAGUCACCUCAUGAUUAUCUCGGCGAAGGCGGCCAGCGGUAAAGGGCGGCGCUUAACGCGCCUGAAGGAACGUGGUUCGCCAACCAGCUCACGCCACCAAAAGUCCGCAGUCGGCCCGGCAGAGACUUUUUUCUUUCCCCGGUGUUGUUUGCUCUGCCUUUCGCCUGCGUUACGAUACUGGUAUACUAGGCUGCGCUUCUCUUUUGCAGCUUAGCCUAUUAUUUUCUUCUUGUCUCAGCACUCUUUUACAGCAUGGCGGCCGAGGUUGAAACGCGGAAAUGCGCUGGGGUAGACUGCGGGAAUAGUGCGGGGACCUUGCAGUGUCCGACUUGUCUCAAGCAGGGCAUUGACAGCUUCUUCUGCUCUCAAGACUGUUUUAAGAGGAGCUGGAGUUCCCAUAAGACUGUCCACAAGGCCAAGAGUAAUAUCCUCACCAACCUUUUUCCUCCGAAGGUAGUUUCUGAACCAGAUCCAGCAACCGGCCACUACAAUCCUUUCCCCACGUUCCCUUUCACAGGCUCGUUGAGACCUGUCUACCCUCUCUCCCCACGCAGAACCGUUCCGGACUCGAUCCGCCAUCCCGACUAUGCCUACGAUGGCAUCCCCCGGUCAGAACAGAAGUUCGUCGGUCGACAUAAUAUUACCAUUCUCAACAAGAAGGAACAGGAGGGUAUGAGGAAGGUGUGCCGCCUGGCACGCGAAGUACUGGAUAUCGCUGCACGAGCGGUAAAACCCGGGGUGACAACGGACUACAUCGACGAAAUCGUCCACAAGGCUUGUCUAGAGAGAGAUUCAUACCCGUCGCCGCUGAACUACGUGCACUUCCCUAAGUCUGUUUGCACUUCUAUCAACGAGACCAUCUGUCACGGUAUUCCCGACCAGCGACCUCUCGAGGAUGGCGACAUCAUCAAUAUCGAUGUAACUCUUUACCACGGUGGAUUCCACGGUGAUAUUAACGAGACAUACUAUGUGGGGGAGAAGGCUCUUGCAAAUCCUGACGCCGUUCGAGUGGUGGAGACCGCGAGAGAGUGUCUGGAUAAAUCAAUAGAACUAGUCAAGCCAGGAAUGCUCUUCAGAGAGCCUGGUAAUCUUAUCGAGAAGCAUGCGAAGAGCAGGAAUUGCAGUGUGGUGAAGAGCUACUGUGGCCACGGUAUCAAUCAGCUCUUCCACUGUGCACCCAACAUUCCUCACUACGCAAAGAACAAGGCAGUUGGCACUGCAAAGCCGGGAAUGUGCUUCACGAUCGAACCAAUGAUCAACAUUGGCACUCACCGGGACAAGACUUGGCCUGAUGACUGGACGAGUACUACGGCGGAUGGAUCUCUGUCGGCCCAGUUUGAGCACACGCUUUUGGUUACUGAGGAUGGUGUUGAGGUGCUGACCGCAAGGUUACCUGAUUCGCCUGGUGGCCCAGUCCCUAUGCCCUCAACAGAUGCGAAGGAGGCCCAGAAUGGUGCUGCUGCCGAGACGACUUCUGCAUGACACCAUCUGAAUUGCGGAAAAUGCAAAUUACGGUAGACGGAUUCAUGACAAACUUGCACAUUCCAAGGAUCAGGAUAUAGCAUGAUUUAGACACGGUUCUGGCUUCUCAUGAUGGCUGUAGCAGCAAUGACUAUAUACGACAGCUCACAUACGACGCACGCAUAUGCUUCUAUCUUUCUCGGCCAUUUUCUAUGUCUACAAAUGUUUCGAUCACCAUGUUUUCCGUAGGUGCUCUGGAUGUACUGUAGUUCACUCAAGAGGAGCUUAGAUGGAUGAAGAAAUUGACCAUAGCACGAGAAGUCGGUUAUGGUAGACCCCAGAUAGGUCUGAUCUGAACAGAACUUCUCCCCAACGAAUAAUAAGUCAUCAAUUAUUGCUAGUCUCAUAGUUCUCC
Paecilomyces variotii is the source of this 1945-nucleotide messenger RNA. RefSeq names its product methionine aminopeptidase. The transcript is spliced from 3 exons. Gene Ontology annotation, molecular function: metalloaminopeptidase activity. The record is from RefSeq and is a predicted model, not a curated record. NCBI's taxonomy places the organism in Eukaryota, Fungi, Ascomycota, Eurotiomycetes, Eurotiales, Thermoascaceae. The coding region runs from base 322 to 1551 and encodes 409 amino acids. Gene Ontology annotation, biological process: proteolysis.